This is a messenger RNA of Ruditapes philippinarum (Manila clam), 4852 nucleotides long. Its product is annotated as zinc finger CCCH domain-containing protein 13-like. Bases 867 to 2339 code for a protein of 490 amino acids. The record is from RefSeq and is a predicted model, not a curated record. The transcript has 4 exons. Lineage: Eukaryota; Metazoa; Mollusca; Bivalvia; Venerida; Veneridae.
AUAUCUGGGGAAGUCCCUAAAACUGAAAGAGGGAAGAAAAUUAGACGGUUUAUGGUUGGAGAAUAGUUAUUUGAUUCUUUUUUGUUGAUUUUGUAAUAAAGUCAAGAUUGAGGACGAAUAUAAUCCCAAAUGAAUUUAUAAUCAAUGUGUGGUUAUGGAAAAUCAUUUAUUGAUAAAAAUUUGAUGUGUAUAUUUAUAUAUGUAACAUAUUAUGAACAUAAAAGAUAAAACCUUUAACAGCAUUUUUACGAACUAAAAUUAAAUUUAAUAUAUCUAUGGACACUUCAGUGCAAUUUAAAUAGUCAAUUGUGUAUGUAAAAGCAAAAUACAAAAGUUUCGCUGCCAAAGUUAACAUAGCGAGUUUGUGUUGUAGUGUAUUCAGCACUCAAAACGAUUCGUUCUGGUCAAGAUAAAAUCGUCGUAAGAAAUAAAUGAACGUCGGAUGAAAAAUGUUGCAUAAAUUCAAUUAUUUUUUUUGCAGCUCCUUAAUUUCACAUGGCAAUCAUUUAUAUGUCACACUGAUGGAAUAUUUAAGUUAUAGCAUAUAUACCCGGCGGUGAUUGGUUAAUAUCCAAAUAAUUACCCGUAAUAUGGUAUAUGGAAAAUAAGAACAGAUAUAGGGGACUAUAUCAGAAUAUAAUAGAAAAAUAAGGUUUUAUCUUCAAGUCUCAUUCAUCAAAAAGAAAGAAUUCAAUUACAACGAAUGAGAUAGAAUAAUCGAAUAAAAUAUCCAAUUCCUGUUGUUUCUCAAGUGUGAAAAUGAUAUUUGUAAUUGCGGGAUAUAAAGCUGGUCCUUGUUUCUUUUCGACAGAAUCAGUUGUGUCUGGAUAUCUCUUAAAUUGGUUCCUUCGACAGAACUCUUUAAAAUGAGACGCACAACCCAUUUUUACGUCAUGGUGACGUCAUUGUGCAUGCUUCUUCUGAAAGGUACACGCUCAGAUCAGGCAGGCGACAAAGGUGACAAAUGCGUCAAACAAGAAAAUUAUAACUCUUCUCUCAGCACAUUAAAUAUCAAUGAUCUAAAAUUAGAUUUAGAGAAAUACAAUGUAGAAUGCAUUGUAGAUUCAUUACCUGUAAAGGCCAGUGACGGUAAAGAAGUCCGAAGCAGUGAUUUGGAUGACAUUGUUGAAGAAGCGUCAUACUACAAAGACACAACACCUUCGUCGUCAUCUAGACACACUGUCAUUGCCUCUAGUAGACAUUCCGAGAGAAGAAUUGUGCAAGAUGCAAGCAGACGGUAUGCCAAAUUCCAAGACAUACGUAGAACUGAUAACAGACGCGAUACAUUAAACAGGAGACAUUCUUUCAACCUCGACAGAGAAAUAAGAACUAGAAGAGAAGUGCGUGGAGAACAUAUCAGAAAUGAAGGUCGCAGACGACUUGGUUCUAUAGAUAGACAGACGGCCCUAAGACGUUUGAACCUUCAAGCCCGCAAUCGGCGAGAGCGUCGCACCUUGACAUGUGGAAAUCGUGAAAGCCGGAAUAGUGAAGAACUAAGACGAAACAACAUUGACAAUAUGCAGUCGAAUACAAGACGUGUUAACCAGAGAAAUAGCCAGUUAUUUGAAAGGCGGGAAAACCGCGACGCGCUUACAACUUCCAGGAAAGUUCGCGAUGUUGAAAGAAGAAAUGGCCAAACUUACCGAAACGAUUUACAGUCAAAUAACGUCAUACGAAAUUCGAGACAAGAGAGCAGAGAAAUUCGCCAAGACGACAAGAGUAGGCGUUCAUUUAGAAAUAUUGAUAACAGACGUGAUCGAAGAGACAAUCGUGAAUCUUCAGACAUAAGAAUCCGUCACACUCGAGAACUUAAACAAGGUAAUCAAUUUCGAUCAAGUCACGAUGAUAGAAUAGUUAUCAGAGAGCGGCAUGAACUAUCUAAUGAAAGAGAAAAUCGUGAAAUUGAUGUCGUUCGGCGGGAAUCCAGAAGAAUUGUAAACGCGGGAACCAAACCAAGCGACAGAAGUGUCGAUAAUAUGAGAUAUGUUAGAAAAAGAGAAAUAUCAGCGAGAUCUAAAGUUAAGGCACAGUCUGCUGUCAGUCGUGAAAUGUCCCAGAUUGCAAGACUAGACGAUGUUCGGCGCUUGAUCAGCAACAAAAGAGAUAGGCGAGAUGUGCGUCGGUAUGACGGUGAAAAUUAUAUGAGGGACAACAACAGACAAAUACGCACAUACAACAAUCGAGAGGUGAGCAAAAUUAAUGCUGUGAGAGGAAUGGGUUACAAACAAGACUCAUCAUUUGAACACGGAUGGAACAUGGAUGGAAUUGGGAUAACCAGAGCAAUAGUUGUAGGUUUCGUAGGAAUUCUCGGACGAAAGAUCUGGCAAAAGCAGGCGUAGAGUAUAAUUUUUAGAAGAAACCCAAACCGGCGUUAGACACAUCGACCCAUACUGCAAGAUUUUAAAACGAUUAAAGCUUAUAUAAAAUUUGACCAAACUGUAAUUGCGCACAUGGCGCUUAAACUAAGCAUUUUGUAAAUCAAACUUAUUAAGAAAAGUACAUUGCGCUUUUACACAUUUUGUAAAGCAAACUUACCAAGGAAAAGUACAUUGCGCUUUUACACAUUUUGUAAAUCAAACUUACCAACGAAAAGUACAUUGCGCUUUUACACAUUUUGUAAAUCAAACUUACUAGUAAAAGAGUAGAAGCAUUGUCGUGGUGUUUGAGUUGUUAUCUGUUUUAAACAACAUGCCAUUCAAAAAGUGCCAGGUUAAUUGAAGUUGCAUAAAGUGACAUAACGAAUGAAUCAUACAACAAUAAGUGGGCUAAAUGCAUGUUGAUGAGUCAGAUACAAAAAUAGACUUCCCGUUUUGUUAAACUCUAACUUGUCACUCAAGUGUCACAACUGUUUUCACUUUUCCUCCUGGGAUUCGCAGUUGUAAGAAUAGUAAUCCGGGAACCAAACAUGGCGUCAAAAUGAUAUGCAAUUGCUUGUUAAAAUCUAUAUCAACUUCACUAAUACAUAUGUUGUCCACUUGUUUGCUUAGACUUAGUCUGUAUUGGGUUCUAUUUUGUGUGUAGGGGUCUUUUUACGUUCAUUUUUUAAUACAUUGUAGAUUUUUUUAACAAAAACUUGAAAUCGCUGUUGUUAAUUUUCAGUUCGACUGCAAAUUUAAGAAUGCGUGCAGGUAUUUAUUCCCGAAUUUUUUGUCGCUUGUUCGUACCAUCUAUUGACGGAGAUCGCCAUAAAGCCAUAUUGAAUGAAUGCAUAUACAUGUAUUUUUUCCUGAAAUAGUAUAACAUAAGAGCGCAGACGAUAAUUGAUCAUUGAUAUUUAAAUUAUAUAGUAUAUGAUUUAACUAUAACCUCUCUUCAAGUGACAGCAUGCCCAUCAAAUUGUAAAUGCUCAGUGAACAGGUAAAAAUAGAAAUAAUUUGACAUUUUGCCACAAUUGUGUUCAAAGUUGAUUUCACUAUUGGAAAAUAAUCAAUAACUUCCGUGGCAAACAGAAAUGUCUAUAAAUAUCGUUCAGAAUGUAACGAAAACGCCUAUUUUUUUUUAAAAAAGUGAGGCAGUCUUUAUAAUGUAGACAGUUUUAAUAUUGUAUCAAUCGAACAUAAUUUACUAAAUAUGCAUAUAACAAUUCACCUAUAACAUGCAUAACUAUAUUGUAAAGAAUAGAAUAACAACAGGCAUUGUCGUAAUUUUCUUUCCAUGUCUUAUAAUGAUAAGAGUUUUUGGCAAUUAAUUCAAUAGAUUUAAAGCAUGUUAAAAACAAAUAUUAAGAAGUUAACGCGAUCUCUUUUUAAGAAUGUUUUACUCGGAGUAAUCUAUUCCUAGUAAUAGAUAAGUAAGUAAAUGAUAUUUUCCAUGUUAUAUUGUAAUUAUUACUGUUUGAUAUUGACGAGUAAUAUGACAAUAAAGUCGAGAAGCAUCUUUAACAAGAUUUGAGCAGUCAGCAUAAUUGUCAUAACCUGUGUGUUCUAUUUACAAUUAUUUCUCAACCUAAUAUAAGUAGGAUUUAACUGGCUACAGUGUUGGAUGAGUACAUUGUACCUGCAGACGUUUGCAGAAAUCAUGAUCACAAACUAGAAAAAUAUCACUUUUUCCCCCAACCAGUAUAAACAUUUUCUUUCCAUUCAUUGGCGAAUAUAAAUCGGUGUGAAAAGAUGAAUUAGACGUUUUAAAGUUCAUUCCGUUGGUUGAAAAGUCGAUAUUUUAGCAUUUUUUUAGCAUUCAAGCGCCUUGUUCGGUAUAUACGGAAUACGGUAUUUAGUGUGGUGCUCCAACAGUUUUUAGUCUCACAAAUAUAACCAUUGAGCUUCCGACUUUUGCUUAAUGUGAUCUUAAAUAUAAAUUGAAUCUGAUCUUAUCGAUUUAGCUUUCUUUUUUAUUUCAGGCUCUACAAAAUCCAUAUCUUAUCCAUAUUGAACCCCAUAUAUAUUUUCCAUUUUCAAGUUCAAGCAUUCCAUAUCAAAUCCAUAUUGUACAGUGUAAUUUAAAAACAUAGUUUUUACAUAAUACAAAAAAACUGCUUAAUUUUUGUGUUUUCUUUAAUCUCACGAGUUUGCCCCUUUGAAAUUGAUGAUUUGAUAUAAACAGGACAUUAUACAUUAAUGAGCACAAUACUGAGUCUAUUGGACUCGUACACAGUUGAAAAACCUAUAUAAGUUCGACUAUCGUCUCGUCCAAUAUAGGUUUUAUGUAAAUUGUGCAAAGGAUAUACACAAGUCGUCAGAAAUUUUAUACAAAUAGUAUGAAAAACUCCUUUUUAUUAAUAAAAAUUAAAUUUCAGAAUUAUAUUUAUUAGAUUUUGUUUAUCUGUCUUUCAUUGAACCUUGACGACAGCAGAUAAAUACAAUAAAAAUAUAUUGUUUGUAAAAUAAAUAAUAUCCGAAUGUUGCCUAUCCGA